Suillus fuscotomentosus is the source of this 1083-nucleotide messenger RNA. RefSeq lists its product as uncharacterized. Bases 1 to 1083 code for a protein of 360 amino acids. Lineage: Eukaryota; Fungi; Basidiomycota; Agaricomycetes; Boletales; Suillaceae. The transcript has 11 exons. The record is from RefSeq and is a predicted model, not a curated record.
AUGUCUGAGAGACGCGUUCGUGUUGCCACUCCAGUCUCUUCGGAGGCUGGCGACUCACUCCCUCCAGAUGCUGGUGACAUAUGGACUAGCAUCAUGUUCAGUUCUAAUCCCACUCAAGAUCAUGGUGUUGUAUCAAAUGAUGUUGUAUCGAAUGACUCCCCGGUGGAGCCACGCCCCGCAUUGCCCGAGGACCCCAUAGAUUGGUGGGGCAACUAUGAAUAUCGGGUUGAUUCUUUAGGAAAGAGAGAGAAAAAUUACGAGCGAUGUUUUAAUGGCGACUUUGAUGAAGUCACAAGCAUGCUGUCAGACAUGUAUGUUGUAGAGUUGCUCCGCACACCCAACUUUUUCACAGCCCGGUGUUCCCCAUCAAUGGGGGUCUUUCGUGUGUCACCGGCCGUCCAAACAUUGGCAGAAGGCUGUACAAGACCGGAAGAAGAUCCGGUACAAUUGACCACAGGAACUCACUCCUUCGAUCAAGAUGUUGAAUCAACGCUCCUGACGUAUCAUCCCUAUGAUUUUUCACCUGAAGUAUCGUCGCCGAUGGAUCUGUACGAUUGCGGAUGGGAGGAUGACAUGAAUGUGACAUCCCAGGAAACAAUCAUGCCAUUAGAUGAAUCACCCAGCCGAUCGAUGGACCGGACAUUCGAUGAGGAGACGGAUGUCUUAGACCUUACGUCCACAUCAGUCAACCGAUCGGUGGACCAGACAUUCGCCAAUUCAGAGAGAUCCAUGUCUCCAACCGAACCCAACGCAUUCCAAGAGGCAGGAGAGUCCAUGCGUCGCGCGAUCCGACGGCUCAACAGCAUAGGACAUAGUGACUUCGAUAGAUAUGUUCGCAACAUUGUCGCACCAGGGGAUGGACUUGUAUAUGACUCACGACCAGGGCUCACUUUCAUGGCCAACCGGCAUUUGUUUGGUGCAUAUGCCGAGGCAAGAGAUCGGGUAACUAACCUCGGGGCUGAUGUCAUAAACAUACAUCGUUUACUUAAUAUUCACCGCCGGAUCAUGUACCCGCUAGAUGCGAUGAUAACCAGAGUGGAGCAGCAGGGGGAUAAAUAUACACGACAUAUGCCCGACCGAUAG